AAGCAACCCAAAGCUCGAAAUAGAGAAAGCUUACACAAGUACAAAUAAAUUUAUUUUUUUAAACCCCCCCAAAAAAAAAGCCACAAUCAAUAGUCUCUUCGAUUACCACGAAAUUGCAGCGAUUCAAUUUCAAUAUUCUUUGAUUAUUAUUGCCGUAAUUCUUCAGCUAUCUGUUCUCUUUCUCCCUCCCUUCCUGUGAUCGAUUUGUCAUCGUCGGCGGAGUUUGGAUUUUAUGAGUGUCAGGCAAUUAAGACGGCUAAGUUCUUCCAGAACUUCUUUUUCCCCCUCCCUUUUUUGCAUAUGGAAAGACCUUCUUUGGCAUACGGUUCAUUUGUGCCAAAGGGUGCUUUUGCUCCCAGUAUAUUCAAAUGGCACUGGCGAGACAAGUCUUCACUUACCACUCAAUUGCUUAAUGAUGAACCUCCCGAGAUAGAAUUGUCUGAAUACCGAAGGCUGUCAAGUGCUGGUAGUGAAAGCCCAUCUGGACUUCUCAACGAUGAAGGCCUGAAGUCAGAAACAAUUGCUGAUUUAGACCUGUUCUUUGAAAGGCUUUAUAAUUACUAUCGGGAGAAAGGACUUCUAUGCAUUGUAAUCAAAUGGAUAGUAGAGCUCCUAACUGUGAUUUUUGUGACCACCUUUAUUUGGUUUUUCUUAUUGGUUGUUGAUUGGCACGCCCUACGCAAUGUGAAGUGUGGCAUGGAAGCAGUUGAGUCUGGUCAAAAGCCUUGUGAUCUGGCAAAGGAGGCGAUUAACCAUCAUCCAUUAGUUCCUUUAACGUUUUCGAAAAUUGUUAUUGUUGGGUCCAUGGUUAUUUUGAUCAUCUAUGGACUUUUCAAUUUUUUAAAGUUCUUUGUGCAGUUCACAAACACACUGAAGGUCCGCCACUUCUAUUAUCAGAACCUCAAUGUUACAGAUAGGGAAAUUCAAACAACACCUUGGCCAACAAUUUUAGAAAAGGUUGUUCAACUGCAGAAGUUGCAUCAACUUUGUGUGGUGAAGGAUCUCUCUGCACAUGAAGUGGUGAUGCGAAUAAUGCGCAAGGAGAACUAUUUGAUCGGGAUGCUCAAUAAAGGUGUUCUUGCUUUUCCAAUCCGUCAUUGGGUCCCUGGAGCUGGGCCAACUGUCAAUUCUAGAGCAAAUGGAAGGAGAAAUCGUUUAAUACUACCAAAGACUCUUGAAUGGACCCUAAAUUGGUGUAUAUUCAAUAGCAUGUUUGAUAGUAAAUUCUGUAUUCAGAGGGAUUUCAUCACAAACCCUUCAUUACUGAGAAAGAGACUUGUAGUGGUUGGUAUUGGAAUGUUUCUCUUAUCACCAUGCCUUGUCAUCUUUAUGUUGGUAUACCUUUUUCUCCGACAUGCUGAACAAUUUUACAAUCAUCCAAGCAUAGCAUCAUCUCGGAGAUGGUCUAACUUAUCCAGGUGGAUUUUCCGGGAGUUCAAUGAGGUCGACCAUUUGUUCAAGCAUCGCAUGAACAAUAGUGUGGUUCAUGCCUCAGAUUACCUAAAGCAGUUUCCGUCACCUCUUAUCUCUAUAAUUGCCAAGUUCAUAUCUUUUGUUUCUGGUGGCUUUGCUGCAAUAUUGAUCAUCAUUGCAUUCCUGGACGAGUCUCUCCUCGAGGGUCAUAUCUUUGGUCGUAAUUUAUUUUGGUAUGCUGCUGUUUUUGGGACUGUGACUGCUUUAAGCCGGGCUGCUGUGGCUGACGAGCUUCAAGUCCUUGAUCCUCAGGGGGCAAUGUCUCUUGUUUGUCAGCAAACACAUUAUAUGCCAAGGAAAUGGAGAGGUAAAGAAAACUGCGAUUCAGUUCGGCAAGAGUUUGAAACCUUGUUUCAGUACACUGGAAUGAUGCUUCUGGAGGAGAUGGCCUCAAUCCUUGUCACUCCUUACUUGUUAAUUUUUGUCGUCCCGAAGCGUGUAGACGAUAUCCUGCGCUUCAUCUCAGACUUCACAGUGGAUAUUGAGGGUGUUGGUCAUGUUUGCAGCUUUAGUGCAUUUAACUUUGAAAGCCACGGAAACAAGAAGUAUGGUUCGCCAUUUGACGCACCAAGAGAAACGAGGAGUUCCCAGGGUAAAAUGGAGAAAUCAUUCUUGAGCUUUCAAAGCGCAUAUCCAUCCUGGGAACCAAGCAUUCAUGGUCGGAAAUUCUUAGCCACACUUUGCAAGUUCAAGGAUCAACAAGUGCAACAAAAUCUCCAUCGUCAUAACUACCCUUCACCAAGCCAACCCUGGGAACUUGCCCAAAGUUCAAGAACCCAAAGUGAAAUGUUCCACAGAUAUCCCCCAAAGGAUAUCCUCCUCAAUAUCGUCAAUAUACCUGAUCAAGAUGGUAUCCACCAACCAUAUAUAUUGGAUUUAUACUACACUUCAUCUAAAGACUGCACACCCUUAUCCCAAGAAACAAAACCCUUUGAGCCAAUUAUGGACCAAUUAUGGGCAAAGGAAACUGAUGGUAAUAUAGUUGCAGGAGGAGAAGUUUGGGGAUCUAGCAAUAUCCCCGAGAGACUUCAGUCUCAUUUAGAGGCAUCCACAUCGAGCCCUCUCCUCAAAGACGGCAGUUCUCAUCCAUGCGAUCCAGCGCUUGGGAAUCCAUGGUGGGCCCGAUCCGGGCCCCACUCAUCGGCACAUGUCGCCAGCUUUCUCGAGCCGCCUCCUGUUUUUGGUCACCGUAACGCAAGUUACCACAGUGAAAAUGCUUCAGAAAGAAGCUGGGGAGAGCAAGAAGCAGAUGAUGGUCGAGCUAGAGACUGGAGAAACCGUAGCUCAAUGUCGAGGACUAAUUACAUGGACGAUGAUGAUGGCUUGGAUCAUGAUGAUGAUGGGUUUGACCUCCACUUUGCUGAUGAUAUUGAGAGGAACGUUGGGGGGAGCAGCGGAUUUGGGAAUCCUUUGGUUAGUCUUCCUGUAAAGAUUUUGCCCAGGAGCAAUGAUCCCGUGCAGUGAAAGGAACAAUUUGUAAUUGUUGACUUUGGAUUUAUUGUUACGUCGUAGGAUACCAUUCUUUCUGUACAUAAAUUCAUCAACUGUUUAUGAAAACGUAUGGGUGUUGGCUUCA
Asparagus officinalis (garden asparagus) is the source of this 3049-nucleotide messenger RNA. Its product is annotated as autophagy-related protein 9. The record is from RefSeq and is a predicted model, not a curated record. Lineage: Eukaryota; Viridiplantae; Streptophyta; Magnoliopsida; Asparagales; Asparagaceae. Gene Ontology annotation, biological process: autophagy of mitochondrion; protein localization to phagophore assembly site. The coding region runs from base 301 to 2937 and encodes 878 amino acids. Gene Ontology annotation, cellular component: phagophore assembly site; autophagosome. The transcript has 11 exons.